CUCAGACACACACUGCAUCGCUUCCUCCUCGCUCUCUCUCUCUCUCGCUUCAUCUCUGUAGCAGUCUCUGGUUGAGCAUCCAGAAGAAGGACUGCGUGUCCUGCUCCUCACGCUUGCGGCAAGCAACGGUUGUUGUUCCUAGGAUAUUUUUUUGUUCUCCUCUGCCUUAACGGUCCCGUUAAUCCUGAGAGAAAAGCUGUCGAGAGGAGAGGACGCGUUCUAGCCACCGUUCCAAAUUUAAUUAGCAUGCAUUUUACCACAGCGGCGCAUGUGAGGAUUUCGGUCAUUUACAAUUCAACUGUGUGGACAUUUUGCUGCUAACGUUGUCAGACUAAGCUAAUUAACAAGGCAAUGCUUAUCGGAAUAAACAGAGGAGGGAGACGAGAGGGGGAUAAAAUGCAGCGCUAAUCGAUACGGUGUUCACGUCAGAGAAAAGAUUGGAAUGCUGGUGGAAAACUGAUCGUCAUCUAACUCCGCACCUGAUCUUUCACUUCAAGAGGAGCGCUGCGUCCGCAGCCAUCGCAUCAAGAAUCACAGCUGGCUUUAUUUAUUUAUUUGUUGCUUUUCCUCUCAACCAUUCUGCAGCAGGGUUCUCACCCCUUUACGUCCGUGCAUCUCCUCAUCUGCCAAAAAGAAACGUGAGCGUCGUUCCUUCAUCAAGCCCGGGUCAGUUUCUUUCCCGCUCAUCCGUUUGCCUCUUUCUCUGUUUCGGCACGUCUCUUUUAUCAGCAUUAGAAUAAUCCUUUAGCCGCCGGGAUGUCUCUUAUCUCAAUUUCCGCGAUAGAGGAGCUGCCCUCUGAGGGAGAGUGGUCUUAAUAUCGUGUAAGCUCUACCUGAGCCUCGAGAGGAAAGGAGAACAAGAAAGGGAGACGCCUCCUGGCAUCUUUUUCACCUGGACCAUUUCCCUCUCGUCAAUUAAGUCCGAAUUUGCAUUCAGAACCAUUGAUUGGUGUUGCAGAAACCUUUGGGGAGGUGCAACACUUCGGAUUCCAUUCAAUAAUUGUACCAUCAGCGCAGACGAUCGCCCUUGCUUAGGUUGUUUGUCUUUUUUGGAUUUUUUUUGGUGACAAUCGCCAAGCGUGAAAACGCCUUGAGAGGAGGUCAAUAGGUUUUUUCCUUUCGGAUUUUGAAGCCAGACUUAAAAGGGAUUUGUUCUUUUUGAGGAUUUUAUCUUUUCUUUGGAAACCAACUGUGAAAGCCUUGAGGCUUCGGGUAUUGUAAAACUGCAAUCGGCUGUUUUCUACUAAAUUAUUUACUUGACUCGUGGAUAAUGAUGGACAUGGGCACUUUUCUUUGAGAUGUACUCUUUCCAACGGAUAGGACAAAUGGUGUGCGGAAGGGCCUACGGUGGGCCCUCCUGCCCCAAGCUGGAGGUGGUGUUGUUGGGCUGGGAGUUUGGAGGAAUCAGCUGGCUGGGCCUCGGCUCUUGGUGGAGACUGGCAUUUUCCCUGGCCCUGUUGACCUCGCUGCCGGACAGAACAGCCAAUGCCCGCGUGUCUUCCAGCCUGAGCACCACCCAUCACGUUCAUCACUUCCAUAACAAGCAUGGUACUGUACCCAUUGCCAUCAAUAGGAUGCCCUUCCUUACAAGAGGAGGCCACGCUGGAACCACAUAUAUUUUUGGUAGAGGCGGAGCACUCAUCACGUACACCUGGGCCCCCAAUGAUAGGCCAAGCACAAGGGCAGACCGCUUGGCGGUGGGCUUCAGCACCCAGCAGAGUGAUGCCAUCCUGGUGCAGGUGGAGAGCAGCCAGGGUCUCGGAGAUUACCUGCAAUUGCACAUUGAACAAGGGAAGGUCGGCGUGAUCUUCAAUGUGGGCACAGAUGACAUCACUAUAGACGAGCCCGCAGUCACCGUGAACGACGGCAAGUACCAUGUGGUCCGCUUUACGCGCAGCGGUGGCAACGCCACCCUCCAGGUGGACAACCAGCCCGUCAUUGAGCGCUUCCCAUUAGGGAGCAUUGAUAAUGAACGACUUGCUAUAGCCAGGCAAAGAAUUCCAUACAGACUUGGUCGGGUAGUUGACGAGUGGCUACUCGACAAAGGUCGGCAGUUGACCAUCUUCAAUAGCCAGGCAGCCAUUAAGGUGGGUGGUCAGGAUAAGGGACGGCCAUUCCAGGGUCAGAUCUCAGGCCUGUACUACAACGGGCUCCAGGUGUUGAAACUGGCAGCGGAGGGGGAUCCCAAUGUGCAGGUGUCAGGGAACUUGCGUUUGGUGGGGGACGCACCCUCCGUCCUGUCUACCGAGACCACCUCGGCCACCCCUCCAGCUGCGGCAGAUAUGUCCACCACCAUAAUGGAGACCACCACUACGAUGGCAACCACCACUACCCGUAGACAGCGCUCGCCCAGUUUGAAGGACAGUAUUACACAGAAUUCAGAUGAUCUGCUGGUGGCCUCAGCUGAGUGUCCCAGUGAUGAUGAAGAUCUGGAGGAGUGUGAACCUGGCACUGGAGGUGAACUAGUGUUGCCCAUAAUAACAGUGGACACCCAAGAUUCCCUUCCCAUGGCCACCCGUUACCCCGCCAUCCCCGCCCCUCCCACCUCCCUCACCCCUCUCCAGACCACCAAAGAGUCCCUCAUUCUAUCCGACCCUCGUCCGCCCUGCCCUCCAGACCAGGAGGACUGUGGCGACCCCAUGGAGGUGUCGGCCUUCGGCUCCGGAGAAAUGACGGAGUCCGAUGACGAGGACUUUUAUAAAAACUCCCCCAUGGUCACUGAUAGGACAGUCCUGCCGCCACCACCUGGGGUGGGCAAAAGCCCAGGCGGUCACCGCCCCCCAGUCCCUGCGCCCACCACUCACCCUAACCAGCUCCACAUCCCCGCGGGCAAAAUGAAUACCCGUGACCAGGUGCUUCUUCCCCCUGCCCCGUCCUCCCGCCACACUCCUGGGCUGACCUACCCACCUGAUUACCCUCAUGUCCCCACAGCUCACCCUACAGAUCUGAUGGAGAAGGGCCGCCCGGGUGCCGUCGAGGUGAUCAGGGAGUCAAGCAGCACUACGGGCAUGGUGGUCGGCAUUGUGGCGGCCGCCGCCCUGUGCAUCCUCAUCCUGCUUUAUGCCAUGUAUAAAUACCGCAACCGAGACGAAGGUUCUUAUCAGGUGGACCAGAGCCGCAACUCCGGCUCGGAAAGCAACGGCGCUGUCGUCAAAGAGAAGACGCCGAGCACAACCGCCGCUGUCGCCAAGACGACCACCAAGGGCAAGAAGAAUAAGGACAAGGAGUAUUACGUCUAAAGAAUGUGUGUGAGGACAAGGAGGUUAACAAGAAAGGGGCUGAGGAUUUUGAAACUUCAAAUCACCUCCUCUGCAUCCUCAAACAUUUAAGCCACACGAUCUUCUGUUUACUUCUGCAAACGUUUUUCUCCUCUUCUGCCACAGAAAGAUACAAAGGAGUGAAUGUGGAGGAGGGAACCCUGAUGAAUAGAUCCUCCCUUUCUGUCUUACAAAGCCAUUGUUGUAUGUAAUUUUAUCUCUUUCAUGUCUAAAGAAAAUCUUCCAUUACAUUCCAGAUGAUGUAAUGCUCUCUACGCUCUUGGCGAUUAAAAAUUUAUGUUUCAUGUGGCCUGGGCUUUCACAGGAGGUAACCGAACACCAUGGGCAGAGAGAGAAACCAACAUUUUUUAGUGGUAUUUUACAAGCGUCUCCAUAUACGAGCAUUCGGUGCUAUUCUUGAAUAUUUAACAUUUACAAUGAGUCCUAGACUAGCCCCCCAUUGAAGUAAUUUACGAAGAUUUAUGAAGAACAAGAAGUCUUAUCAGAUGUUUUUUGCAGGGAGACAAACAGGUGCUUGUAUCAGUUGUUGAAAAGAGGUGUCAAAUCUGACACUUUUUAGUGAGAAAAAGGUAUUUGCUUAGUGUGGCGGAUGACAUCACAGCUUGUUUUAUAUUCCUAUAGAAUUGAAAUACCAGAGAGGCCUGAAUUAAUUUUCACUUGGAUAUUUCUUGUCAGGUGUAUAAAUGAAGAUUAAACUACCCCGUCAUGAAAUACAUGAAUCUAUUUUGUUCUUUGUUGUUUGACUGCCAUGGUUUUAUAAACAGGCUUGCAUAUUAUCAGACAGCAAAGCCUGCUUGAUGUUUUGAAGAAAAAACCCUCUCUUCUGGUCAUGAUGUCUCUCACUCGCUCUCUCUCUCUCUCUCUCUCUCUCCAUGGUCCUGAAACAUUGUGAUUUGUUAGGCUACUAAUUGUGUUCCAUGCAUGAUGUAUUCACAUUCAGCUUUCGAUGAGAGUUUUUUUUUAUAUGAAAUGCAAAUCAUCAAAUUGAUAACUCUCAUCUCAUCUGGAGGAAAUGAUUUAUGAUGAGAGAGCACAACACGGACAAAAGAGACCUCAGAAAGUUAGACUGUCCUGAACUGAGCUUUCGAAAAAGAUGUUGUACCUAUGUAAAUACAGGACAUUGGCGAAAAAUACAUCAGGAUACAGGUUUGUGUGUAUUGUGCAUACGGUAUGUAUGCGUGCGAGUGCGCUUACGUGUGUGCGUAUGUGUGCGUGUUUGUCCUCGUUUGUCCUUUGGCAUGAGAAAGAUAUACGCGAGACUGCAGUACGAGAACUCUUUCUCUUGCCCAUUAUAUUCUCUAUGGUGUGAAACUAAAGCCCAAUACCCAUCAGAAUGAGACUACUACAGAGAGUGAAGCAAACAGGAUAAGGAGAUCGACUUUGGAGACUCUGUGGCAUCUCCACACAGGGAACUUAUAUAACUGCAUCGAGAUGCCAACUCACCACCCCCUAAACUUUAAAGGAAAAGGAAAUCCAUGACUUUGGAUAAAGCAGCACAACCUUGUGUCCGGACUUUUGUAUCAUGGAAGGGGAGGAAAAAAUGAAAAAAAAAAAUGGAAAAAAACAGUAUACCGUCUAGAUAUUUCUCACAUUUGAAAAUAUGGUUUUCCUGAAUUGACAUUCCUUGUUAUUACAAAGAGUUUUUUUGUUUAGUCCUUUAUCUUCGAAUAAAAAAGAAAUAUAUAUUAUUCACAGCAGAUAUUACUUCGGUUACAGGAAGUGAUUUUCAAAUGUGAAAUUCUGAAAUGUUCUUAAAAUUUGGUAAAAGCAUUACACUUAUACCUCCAUUUUGCAUUUGAGUUCUUUUGUUACGUCAUCAACGGGGCUUUUUGUUUGUGUUUUCGUUUUGUUCGUUCUUUUGAAAUAUAAUUGUCAUUUACAUAUGCUGGUCAAAGUAUAUUCCCGUUCUUAAUGUAAUUGUAAAGUGUUACUGUGACAUGAAAUCUAAAUAUGUGUACAUUGACAGAGGGAAAAAUACACUUGGUUCUAUACUUCGUACAGA
Molecule: messenger RNA, 5280 nt
Organism: Misgurnus anguillicaudatus (oriental weatherfish)
Lineage: Eukaryota; Metazoa; Chordata; Actinopteri; Cypriniformes; Cobitidae
Gene: nrxn2a
Product: neurexin 2a
Source: RefSeq, a predicted model, not a curated record